Messenger RNA from Diceros bicornis minor, 5593 nucleotides. It is a transcript of the gene GRIP1, whose product is annotated as glutamate receptor interacting protein 1. Bases 822 to 4241 code for a protein of 1139 amino acids. The transcript is spliced from 24 exons. The record is from RefSeq and is a predicted model, not a curated record. NCBI's taxonomy places the organism in Eukaryota, Metazoa, Chordata, Mammalia, Perissodactyla, Rhinocerotidae. Gene Ontology annotation, molecular function: nuclear glucocorticoid receptor binding. Gene Ontology annotation, biological process: neurotransmitter receptor transport, endosome to postsynaptic membrane.
CAGCCUCUCUGUGAAGCGCAUUUCAAUAUUUAGAUCAAACAGCGAUUGGAAUACAUUAAUGCCCAGCGGGUAAACGUGUCAUUUGAAAGCAGCUGCUGAGCCUUCUCUCUGCUGCUCCAAUUAACACGUACAGCACACUUUUGUCAGCAAGAGGCAGUACAUAUGGAUGAAACCACUUUGCUGCUCAUGAAUAUGAUAUGCAAGCGCGCACAAAGGGUUAAUCCGUCUGCCCGUUGCAAAACAAUAGCUUUCCAAGAAGUUUCCCAAGCACGUGCUUUGCGAUCGGGGCGCUAGGAUUAGGGGGUGGGAUUAGCGGGUAAGAAAGAGUCGGUGCAGUCUCUAGCUUUGGUUCAGUCCAUUGACUAACAAGUUUCCCCGCCCCUCUCUUCUCCUCCACCCCCGCCCCGAUGAUGGAGACGCUGGAGAGGGCAUUUCUAGCGCGGGCACCCCUCUCGCCUCAGCUGAAUCUCCUGUUGAACUUUGUUCUGUUUUGUGUUGAAGUCCAAAGCUUUGCUGCUUGUUUUUUCUCGUAGUCUUUCAUUAUCAUUUCACUUUCUCUCUCUUUUCCUUUUUUUUUUUUUCUAAGUUGCACAUUUGACAGUUUAUUGAGCAAAGUAAGAAAUCUUGUCAACCCCAUAUCGCUGUGAUGUCCCCCCUCCCAUGGCUCGAUUCUCUGCGUUGAUGGUGGCACAGAGGCAGAUGGAAGGGUAGCGCGUCCGGCGCGGGUUGGUGCUGGGCGUUCAUGCUCCCCCAGCUCCCGGAGCAGCUGGGCUGUGCUCCGCUCUGGUGCUGGCUGAGCCAGGCUGCAGGGUGAGUGAGAGAUGGACCGCUUCCUGGGUUUUGUCAAGCAGAUAAGAAGAUCUAGGAGAAGAAAGGGAAAAAAGUACCGACCAGAAGAGGAUUACCACGAGGGCUAUGAGGAUGUCUAUUAUUACGCUGCAGAGCAUUUUCGAAAUGAGAGUCCCUACACUAAAUCCGCCAGCCAGACAAAGCCGCCUGAUGGAGCGUUGGCUGUGAGGAGACAGAGCAUCCCAGAGGAGUUCAAGGGCUCCACUGUGGUUGAGCUGAUGAAGAAGGAAGGCACGACCCUCGGGCUGACGGUAUCGGGCGGAGUCGACAAGGAUGGCAAGCCUCGAGUGUCGAAUCUGCGGCAAGGAGGAAUUGCUGCCAGAAGUGAUCAGCUGGAUGUGGGUGACUACAUCAAAGCAGUGAAUGGGAUCAAUCUGGCCAAAUUCCGCCAUGACGAGAUCAUCAGCUUGCUGAAGAAUGUUGGGGAGAGAGUGGUUCUUGAAGUCGAGUAUGAGCUGCCUCCCAUCUCUGUUCAAGGAUCAAGUGUUAUUUUCCGGACGGUGGAGGUCACAUUACAUAAAGAAGGCAAUACCUUUGGUUUUGUGAUACGAGGGGGAGCACACGAUGACAGAAAUAAAUCUCGACCAGUUGUGAUAACAUGUGUUCGUCCGGGAGGGCCUGCUGACAGAGAGGGCACUAUCAAACCUGGCGAUAGGUUGCUCAGUGUGGAUGGAAUUCGGCUUCUUGGAACCACGCAUGCUGAAGCCAUGAGUAUUCUUAAACAGUGUGGCCAGGAAGCAACGCUGCUGAUAGAAUAUGAUGUCUCAGUAAUGGAUUCCGUGACUACAGCGUCUGGGCCACUACUAGUUGAAGUUGCCAAAACUCCUGGUGCCAGCCUUGGCGUUGCCCUCACUACCUCGAUGUGCUGUAACAAACAGGUCAUCGUCAUAGACAAAAUCAAAUCUGCGAGUAUCGCAGACAGGUGCGGGGCCCUGCACGUGGGAGAUCAGAUCCUGUCCAUCGACGGGACCAGCAUGGAGUACUGCACACUAGCAGAAGCAACCCAGUUCCUGGCAAACACCACCGACCAGGUCAAGCUGGAGAUUCUUCCACAUCAUCAGACCCGCCUGGCCCUGAAGGGCCCUGACCACGUGAAAAUUCAGAGGAGCGACAGGCAACUUGCGUGGGAUUCCUGGGCCAGCAAGCACUGCCACCUUCAUGCCCACCAUCACUAUAACACGUGCCACCCCGACCACGGCGGAGUGCCCACCCUGACGCUCCCGAGAACGCCUCCUCCAAGCAGCCCUCCAGCAAUGGUGUCUUCAUCCUUCUCUCCUACCUCCAUGAGUGCGUACAGCCUGAGUUCCCUGAACAUGGGGACUUUACCUCGAAGCCUCUACUCCACUAGCCCACGGGGAACCAUGAUGAGGAGGAGACUGAAAAAGAAAGACUUCAAAAGCUCACUGUCUUUAGCCUCUAGCACGGUGGGCCUGGCUGGGCAGGUUGUUCACACGGAAACCACAGAGGUUGUGCUGACAGCAGAUCCCGUCACAGGAUUUGGAAUCCAACUGCAGGGCAGUGUGUUUGCCACAGAGACUCUCUCUUCCCCACCUCUGAUUUCCUAUAUCGAAGCCGACAGCCCGGCAGAGAGAUGUGGAGUGCUACAGAUUGGAGACAGAGUGAUGGCCAUUAAUGGAAUUCCUACCGAAGACAGCACCUUCGAGGAAGCCAAUCAGCUCCUCCGAGACUCUUCCAUCACGAGCAAGGUCACUCUGGAAAUCGAGUUUGAUGUUGCAGAGUCUGUCAUCCCCAGUAGUGGAACAUUUCACGUAAAACUCCCCAAGAAGCACAAUGUGGAACUUGGAAUAACCAUAAGUUCACCAUCCAGUAGAAAACCAGGAGACCCCCUUGUCAUAUCAGAUAUCAAAAAAGGCAGUGUGGCACACAGAACUGGAACCCUGGAACUUGGGGACAAGUUACUUGCAAUAGACAACAUCCGGCUGGACAACUGUUCCAUGGAAGACGCGGUUCAGAUCCUCCAGCAGUGCGAAGACCUGGUGAAGCUCAAAAUCCGCAAAGAUGAGGAUAAUUCAGAUGAGCAAGAAAGUUCCGGAGCAAUUAUUUACACCGUGGAGCUUAAGCGCUAUGGGGGGCCCCUUGGCAUCACAAUUUCAGGAACUGAAGAGCCGUUUGAUCCUAUAAUCAUUUCCAGCCUCACGAAAGGGGGAUUAGCUGAAAGAACUGGCGCGAUCCACAUAGGAGACCGAAUCCUAGCCAUCAACAGCAGCAGCUUGAAAGGGAAGCCUCUGAGUGAAGCCAUCCAUUUGUUACAGAUGGCAGGAGAGACUGUCACCUUGAAAAUUAAGAAACAGACAGAUGCUCAGUCAGCAUCAAGUCCCAAGAAAUUCCCCAUUCCCAGCCACCUGAGUGACCUGGGAGAUGUGGAAGAGGACCCCUCCCCAGCACAGAAGCCAGGCACGCUCAGCGAUGUGUACUCCUCCGCUGUGCCCAGUGUGGACAGUGCUGUGGACUCAUGGGAUGGCUCUGGAAUCGAUGCCAGCUAUGGGAAUCAAGGCACUGGCUUCCAGGCCUCAGGUUACAACUUCAACACCUACGACUGGAGGAGUUCCAAGCAGAGAGGCAGCUUGUCCCCGGUCGCGAAGCCGCGGAGCCAGACUUACCCAGAUGUGGGGCUGAGCAGCGAAGACUGGGACCCGUCCACGGUCAGCGGUUUCACAGGGGCUCCGGACAGCACCGAGGCCGAGCAAGAGGAGAACUUCUGGUCGCAAGCUCUGGAGGACUUAGAGACCUGUGGGCAGUCAGGAAUUCUGAGAGAACUCGAGGCAACAAUCAUGUCGGGGAGCACGGUGAGUUUGAAUCAUGAGGCCCCGACACCCCGCAGUCAGCUGGGGCGACAGGCCAGCUUCCAGGAACGGAGCACCUCGCGGCCACACUAUAGCCAGACAACUCGGAGCAACACCCUGCCCUCAGAUGUGGGCAGGAAGUCGGUGCCCCUGAGAAAAAUGAAGCAAGACAUAAAGGAGGUCAUGUCCCCGACUCCUGUGGAGCUGCACAAGGUGACCUUGUACAAGGGCUCUGACAUGGAAGACUUUGGGUUCAGUGUAGCCGAUGGCUUGCUGGAGAAAGGAGUAUAUGUCAAAAAUAUUCGCCCAGCUGGGCCAGGAGAUCUUGGUGGUUUAAAGCCCUAUGACAGGCUCCUACAGGUGAAUCACGUCCGAACGAGAGACUUUGACUGCUGCCUUGUGGUGCCCCUCAUCGCAGAAUCUGGUAAUAAGCUGGAUCUGGUCAUCAGCAGAAACCCACUGGCUUCACAGAAAUCUGUAGAACAGACUCUACCGGGAGGAGAACGGAGCGACCAGAACAGUGCUUUUUUCCAGCAGCCGAGCCAUGGCGGUAACUUAGAGAUGCGAGAACCCACUAAUACGUUAUAGCGACGCUUCCUGUAAAGCAGGACGAGAGACGCUAUCUACAUGGUGCUAAAAAUCCCUCUGAUUUCUGUGACGUUUGAAGCACAGAGAAUCACAUGGCAUUAACUGCAAGCACAGGGGUCUUUUAAAUCUCUCAUGGUUCAUGUUCACUUCCCUUUCCAAGUUGAAGAGGUUUCUUUUUUGGUGACCACUAUGGUAUGAGGCAGGCAACUCCCUGCCAGGCCCAAUGGUAGAGAAAACGAAAAAUAGGCAGGCCGCCCCUCCCCACAAUUAACAUCAGAAGAAAUUUUUUACAAGUUCAUCUUCCUAUCACUUUUUAAAAAGAAAAAUGUCUGUCUGAAAAUAAUCUCUAUGCUCAUUUCCGUAAUUCACUUUGCAAUCAGUUUCUUACUAUGAAGUCGUUCAUGUAAGAACUUGACCACAAGGCUUUUCGUACAGCUGGCUCUACUAUGGGAACCGGAGUUUGGUAAGCUGCUGGGGCUGCUGUGGGAGGGGUUCAGGUAUAGAAUUAUGUUACCUUCAGACAUCUCAGCGGUGAUGCACGUAGGGAGACCAUAAUAGGUGGUGGUAAGUGUUUGCCCAAGUAUAGGAAUGAUUUUAACUACGAUGUAUGCUAUUCCCUAUGCAACAAAUAUCAAACAGGAUAUGUCUUGUGACCUGUUUUUUUUUUUUAAAGACACGUUUUUAAUAGUUGAAAAUCUCUAAUAAUGAAUUAGAGUGUUUAGUAACACUGAGAAUUAGUUAUUUUUAAAAUUUAAGACUAAGAAUUUAAGAGAGAAUGAAGAGUCUAUUCAAAUGAGAUUUAUCUUAAUGCUAGGCAAAUCAAACUCGUAUUGCUCGACAUGUUUUGAAAACUGGCUAUAUUGAGGGUGUACAGCACAUGUACUUAAAAAUGACACUGGAGUAUCUUUUGUUCUGAGCCAUGCCACUUACUGAAAUUGUAAAUACAUUCUUCACAAAAUGGAUUGCCAAUUAUUAGUACCUUCCCUCAAAGCAAUAAAUUGUGACAGUUGCUUUUCAAGUUUGUCAGCGACUGUUUCCAUUUGUUCAGAUGUUUUGAAUAGUUACACUAAUAACUGUUAUUUGGUGAAUAUAAAAAACAAAUAGAUCUGUAUAUUGAUUGUAGACUUUCCAUACAGAAAUGAUUAUUUUCCAAACAUUUUCAUUUUGGUCAAUAAUUCAAACAACCGCUUAGGUAAAGCAUUUGAACACUGUGUCCUUUGUUUAAGGAAAAAGUUCACCUUUGUUUUUGUGCAAAGAAAUAUAUUAUUUCAAGCAUAUUUCAAAACCGCCAGGGCAAGAAAGUAUAAAGCAGAAUCAUGUUAAGAAAAAGAAAGAUCAUGAGUCACUUAAAU